Molecule: messenger RNA, 1608 nt
Organism: Erythranthe guttata (spotted monkey flower)
Lineage: Eukaryota; Viridiplantae; Streptophyta; Magnoliopsida; Lamiales; Phrymaceae
Product: ATPase GET3A
Biological process (GO): tail-anchored membrane protein insertion into ER membrane
Cellular component (GO): GET complex
Molecular function (GO): ATP hydrolysis activity; ATP binding
Source: RefSeq, a predicted model, not a curated record
UCAAAAUAACUAAAAAAAAACAAAAAUUACCACCAAAGAAGAAGGCCUACCGGCAAUCAAUUACGAACCCCAUAAUCGAUCCCUUUCCACUCUGAAAAUUUCCCGUGCACACCAAUUGUUUGUAAAAAUUCCCCAGAGAAAGCAGAAGCCGCCGCAAAAACAACUCCCGUUCAUUCAUUCAAUCGCCGACCCACCAGAAAAUGCAGUAAUCACCGGAUCGUUAUCGAUUAAAAAACGAAAAAAAAUUGAUUGAUGGAUCCGAGCGAAGAUGUGCCGGAUGGAACGGUGCAGAAUGUUCUGGAGCAAGAGACGCUGAAGUGGGUGUUCGUCGGAGGAAAAGGCGGCGUGGGUAAGACGACGUGCAGCUCGAUUCUGUCGAUCCUACUCGCGCGAGUGAGAUCCUCCGUGCUCAUCAUUUCCACAGACCCUGCUCAUAAUCUCAGCGAUGCUUUCCAGCAAAGGUUUACCAAGACCCCCACCCUCGUUACUGGUUUUUCGAACCUUUACGCCAUGGAAGUCGACCCGAACGUGGAACACGAAGAAGGUAGUUCGGAUAUGAACGACGGAUUCAUGUCGGAUUUAGCUAAUUCCAUACCCGGAAUUGACGAGGCUAUGAGUUUUGCCGAAAUGCUCAAGCUAGUGCAGACUAUGGAUUAUUCGGUUAUCGUGUUCGAUACAGCUCCGACUGGUCAUACGCUUCGUCUGUUACAAUUCCCGUCAACUUUAGAGAAAGGGCUCGCCAAAAUGAUGAGUUUGAAGAGUAAAUUCGGCGGAUUAUUGAGCCAGAUGACUCGACUUUUUGGUGUUGGAGAUGAUUUUGGCGAAGAUGACAUACUCGGAAAACUCGAAGGCAUGAAAGAUGUGAUUCAACAAGUCAACAGACAGUUUAAAGAUCCCGAUUUGACAACAUUUGUGUGUGUUUGCAUUCCGGAAUUCCUGUCUCUGUAUGAAACUGAAAGACUAGUUCAGGAGCUUACUAGAUUUGAGAUAGAUACGCAUAAUAUCCUGAUUAACCAAGUCAUUUUCGAUGAAGAAGUCGUUGAAUCGAAAUUGCUCAAAGCUAGAAUGCAAAUGCAACAGAAGUACCUGGACCAGUUCUACGUGUUGUACGACGAUUUCCACAUAACCAAGCUGCCUUUGCUGCCCCAAGAGGUUUGUGGAAUUGAAGCAUUGCAAGCAUUUUCACGGAAUUUUGUAACGCCAUAUCAAGCGUCCAUUGUUCGAGGAACGGUAGAAGAGGUGGAUCAAAGAGUAUCGGUACUGAAAGAACAGCUGGCGGAUGCUGAAGCUGAACUCGAAAAACUCAAGAAGGGGAAACAAAAGAUUUGAUCAAGAAAAACAAAUUAUUGCAAGAUUUUUUUUCGGUAUGUGUAGUUCAUUUAUUGUCAGGAGCGAAUAAUUUUUUAUUUAUUUUUAAUUUUUAUUCUUUUCCGAUUUUUAGAAGGAAAUAAGUGAGAACAUGGUUCUCCAAAAGGGUUGGGAUCAGUUUAUCUAACCAAGAUAUUAUGAUGGUAUAAUACUCAGGGUUGAAAGAUCGACGGUACUCUUUUUCGGUUCCGUAGUUUAUUGUUAAGAUUUAUCCUAUUUUCGAUACGAAAAGUUCUGAAA